Molecule: messenger RNA, 720 nt
Organism: Penicillium manginii
Lineage: Eukaryota; Fungi; Ascomycota; Eurotiomycetes; Eurotiales; Aspergillaceae
Product: histidine phosphatase family protein
Exons: 4
Coding region: 1-720 (239 amino acids)
Biological process (GO): ribose phosphate biosynthetic process
Molecular function (GO): sedoheptulose-bisphosphatase activity
Source: RefSeq, a predicted model, not a curated record
AUGGCUCCCCGCUGCUUCAUAGUCCGCCACGGCGAAACAGAAUGGUCCCUAAACGGCCGCCACACAGGAACAACCGACCUGCCCCUCACAGCAAACGGCGAGAAGCGCGUCAAAGCAACCGGAAAAGCCCUAGUCGGCAACGACCGACUAAUUGUUCCAAAGAACUUGGUUCACGUCUACGUAUCCCCCCGCACCCGCGCCCAACGAACCCUCGAACUCCUCGAACUAGGCUGUCGUGAACGUCUCCCCUGGACCGAAUCCCGACAGGCAGAAGCAGACGAGCCGAUUCGGACAGAGGCCAAGGUUGAGAUCACGGAUGCGGUGCGCGAGUGGGAUUAUGGUGACUAUGAGGGCUUGACGAGUAAGCAGAUCAAGGCCCAGCGGGAGAAGGACGGGGAGAAGGCUUGGAAUAUUUGGACGGACGGGUGUCCUGGCGGCGAAUCCCCGGACGACGUCGUCAAGCGCCUUGACGCUGUCAUUGCUGAUAUCAAGGAGAAAUAUCACCGGCCCUGUCUUGAGGGGUCGGAGUCUGCAAAGGGCGACGUCCUGGUCGUUGCGCAUGGACAUAUCCUCCGCGCGUUUGCGAUGCGGUGGAUCGGGAAGCCUUUGACGGAGACGUCGUUGAUUCUGGAUGCCGGGGGUGUGGGAACGUUGAGCUACGAACAUAAUAACAUCGACGAGCCGGCUAUAAUUCUCGGUGGAGGGUUUGUGGUCGAGUAA